Molecule: messenger RNA, 1005 nt
Organism: Penicillium macrosclerotiorum
Lineage: Eukaryota; Fungi; Ascomycota; Eurotiomycetes; Eurotiales; Aspergillaceae
Product: chromo domain-containing protein
Exons: 2
Coding region: 1-1005 (334 amino acids)
Biological process (GO): DNA integration
Molecular function (GO): nucleic acid binding
Source: RefSeq, a predicted model, not a curated record
AUGACAUGCACCGAUAAGUUCACCAAACGAGUAGGAUAUAUCCCCGGCCGUGCCGAUUGGGACGGCGAAAGCUGGGCCAAGCCGCUCCUGACCAUGUUCAUGUCCGGCGACUGGGGCCUACCAACGGUGAUUAUAUCAGACCGUGAUCCCAAAUUCGUCCAGGGCCUAUGGGCAACAAUCUUUACCAUCCUCGGUAUUAAUCUCCUCUACACAACAGCCUACCACCCCCAAGCCGACGGUCAGUCCGAACGCUCGAACCAGUCAUCGGCACUACCAAACCUCCAAGCUUCCAUGAACUCCUCUAUCAACGUAUCGACCGGCUAUACCCCACACAAACUUAUGUACGGCACCGAGCUCCGACAAGCGUUCGACAUGAUGCCACAAGCUUUCGAUCACGAUACUGAAUUCCAAGCCCGUGUCGAUGCCGAGCAAUCCUUAGCAUAUGCCGCUAUGAAAAUGAAAACCUAUUUCGACAAGAAGCAUAAGCCGAUACACUUCCAAGCCGGCGAAUGGGUGUAUCUUAAGCUUUCCACCGACACCACAGAUCCAGGUUACUCAAUCCCAGCCAAUGCUGACAAGCCACGCAAGUUCAAGCAAAGAUAUCUCGGCCGUUUCCAAAUCCUUCACCGCGUAGGCCGUCUAGCCUACAAGCUUAAGCUCCCCGACAGCUGGCAACGACACCCAGUCAUCAGCGUCGAACAUCUCGAAAAAUGCCCCCAAGGCCCAGAUCCAUGGGACCGCCAAGCUGAUAAUGGCCACCACAUGCCCACCGACGAUGAGCGCUUCCCAGACGAAGAAAGGUAUGAGGUUGCCAAAAUCCUCGCGAAGAGAAUCACCAAGCCAAGAGGAAGACCGCGCGCAGACGGUACAAGCCGCCCAUCGAUCACCAAAUAUCUCGUUCGUUGGAAAGGCCAAUCCGCCAAGGAGGAUCAGUGGGUAGCGAAGGAAGAUAUCGCCGCUGACGAUCUCAUCGCUGAGUUCGAAGCGAGCAGGCCCUCCAAUUAA